Molecule: messenger RNA, 1560 nt
Organism: Fragaria vesca subsp. vesca
Lineage: Eukaryota; Viridiplantae; Streptophyta; Magnoliopsida; Rosales; Rosaceae
Exons: 1
Coding region: 1-1560 (519 amino acids)
Source: RefSeq, a predicted model, not a curated record
AUGGCGCUAGAAAUUGCGACUUUACCAGCAUCCGUGGCUCUCCGUCGAUACGGCGGCAAAAUUCUGCAGUACGUACAUGAAGAUGUGGAGACACACGGGUUGCUCGUAGCAGACGGAGACGACGUUAUGAGUGCGUUGUGUAAGCUGGAGGUGUUGCCGGCACGGUCGGGUAACGGACGAGUGCAUAUAAGAUGCAGUUACAACAACAAGUUCUUGGCCCUUCGGGGAGAAGGCGACUCCGUGGUGGCGCCGGUGGCUGAGCAACCUGUGGAGGACGAAUCAGCAUGGGGAUGCACCAUGUUCGUGCCUUCAUAUAUCUUCCACAACAGUAAUCACAACGUUCAGUUGUUGCAUGUGCAACGAGGACGCAACCUAUUCAUCGAUCAACAAAAUCUUCUUCUUGGAGUAUCAGAACAAGUUCCUGCACAUCCCCAAACUGCUUAUCACAUGAUAUUCAGUUUCACCGAUUUGGUACCCCUGUUCAUGAUGCCCAGACACGUGGCGUUUAAAGGGGAUAACGGCCAAUACCUUCGGUUCAUGACGAUCAGCAACCAGCCCUUUCUACAGUUCAGUUCCGCCGUCGACAAAUGGCAUCCAUCGGUGUUGCAAGAGGUCGAAAACGACUUUUUUGGUUACGGUGACAAUUCGUUUCGCAUUAAGUGCCAUAACAGCAAUGUGAGGGACGGAUACUGGAGGCGUAACCGUGAUUCUGAUCCUGAAUGGAUUCAUGCCGACUCGGUUUUAUUUCCCCACCUCUCGCCCGUGAGCCACCGCUGGGGCGACAGCAUUUUUAGGGCAGCCAAGGUUGGCGAGAGUGCUGAAGGCAUCAUCGUCGCUUUCAGAAGCACCAAUGACAACCACUUAAUGCGAGGGAGCGCUUCCAAUGUCCAAAAUGUGCUCCGUGCCACCGCCUCCACCAUAGUCCCCGAAGCACGCUUCUUGCUGGAAGAGCUUGUGAGAUCCAGACUAAUCUACAACGUUAACUUCAACCUCCUGGACGCGAGGAUCUACUCUAACGAGCCGGAGUUGGUGACAGGCCAGAGUUUCAAUAACGUCACAUCACUACCUCAGAAUAUGGAGCUCACCUUCACAUAUACACAAAGUAAGACUAGCACAUGGAAUGCCACCGUUUCAACCACCGUUGGCGUGUCUACCACUUUCAGAACCGGUGUUCCGUUCAUAGCAGACGGUGAGAUCAGUACUUCACUUGAGACUACAACAACAUACGAGUGGGGACGAAGUUACACAGAAGAAGAAACACGCACGGAUACAAUCGCUAUUACUGCGCCACCGAUGAGGCGUGUCACGGUCAGCAGGAUAGAGACACGGGGUUCGUGUGAUGUUCCCUUCUCUUACACUCAGGAAGACACUCUUUAUAAUUGGGAGAAAAAAGAAUACCAAAAGCAUGAUGGUCUUUACAAAGGAGUUAAUAGCUUCAACAUCCACUACCAGGCUAUAGAGGAACCCCUGCCGUCGUCGUCCGAUCCAAACCGAGAAACAAAGACGUAUCCAGUGUUUCCCACUACUUCUCGACUAGUGUCAUCUGUGCCUGCUGCCUAG